This is a messenger RNA of Vicia faba (fava bean), 612 nucleotides long. The record is from the annotation of a GenBank genome assembly. Lineage: Eukaryota; Viridiplantae; Streptophyta; Magnoliopsida; Fabales; Fabaceae.
AUGGAGGUCUUUUCAGGUGGAGGGUGGGGUGGUUUUGUAUUGAAGGAGAAGCUGAGGUUGAUUAAAGGUAGGUUGAGAUGGUGGCAUCAACAACAUUCUCAGAAUUUGGAAAGAAAGAUUUCGCAGGUAAAUGAGCGUAUUAAAUCACUUGAUGUGAAAGUGGAACAACUUACUUUAGAAGAAGGAGGGGAGGUGGAAUUACAUGACUUAUCAGUUGAAUUGCUUUCCUUAUCAAAGUUGAACUCUAGUAUUCAGUGGCAGAAAUCCAGAGUGAAUUGGUUGAGAGAGGGUGACGCAAAGUCUAAAAGUUUUCACGGCGUUAUGGCUUCCAGACGAAGGUCUAAUGCGAUUAUCGCCUUAGCCAUGAACAAUCAUAUUGUGGAAGGUGUGGCUCCAAUUAAGGAAGCCAUAUUUCAGCAUUUUCUGUCGCACUUUAGGGCGACAGUGGGAAAUCACCCGAAAAUUGAUAAUCUGGCGUUCAAAUCUCUUAGUGUGGAGGCGGGGGCUGACCUUGUUAAGCAGUUUCAGUUGGAAGAAUUGAAGCAGGCAGUGUGGGAUUGUGACAGUUAUAAAAGUCCUGGUCCUGAUGGUCUGAAUUUUGGGACAUCCUGA